AUGCCGCCUCAUCCAGAUUAUCAACCCCCGCGGCUCCGCAUACCACCAAAGGAGUUCAGAACAGCGGCAGUAGUGCGCGUGGCACUGGGCCAGGUGAUCUUCCAGUCCACGUGGGUGGCGAUGCUGCUCUCCUACCUCGCAUCCAAAGAAUCGCGUGUCCCAAUGCGGGAAGCAAAGCAAGUGUAUCUCGACCGCAAGCUCAAGAGGCUCUUCCUCUGGACACGUAUCCUCCACCGUACACUCCGACCGUAG
This is a messenger RNA of Vanrija pseudolonga, 252 nucleotides long. RefSeq lists its product as uncharacterized. The transcript has 3 exons. Lineage: Eukaryota; Fungi; Basidiomycota; Tremellomycetes; Trichosporonales; Trichosporonaceae. The coding region runs from base 1 to 252 and encodes 83 amino acids. The record is from RefSeq and is a predicted model, not a curated record.